Molecule: messenger RNA, 1596 nt
Organism: Alternaria atra
Lineage: Eukaryota; Fungi; Ascomycota; Dothideomycetes; Pleosporales; Pleosporaceae
Exons: 1
Coding region: 1-1596 (531 amino acids)
Source: RefSeq, a predicted model, not a curated record
AUGAGCCGCAACGCCCCUCACGACUUGGAGCUGCAACAGCCGCCUCAGGCCCCUUAUGCCACCCAUAGCUCGCAGCAUACCGGCGUAAAAAGUCCAGCAUACCAUACUCGAAAGCAGUCGGCUCUUGUGGUUAGCGAUCAAGUGCACAGCUUCGACGACGUGGACAUUACCGGUCUCCAACCACCACCUUCCGCUUUAACGCCCACUACUGCAACUGCAUACGACCCACAUGCACCUUCCCCACUAGAAGACUUCCCUAGAGCUGGCCGAAGUAGUCACCAGCGGACGUUGACUGGCACAAUCUUCGACAACUUCAAUCGCGCAACAUCGACAAUUCAACAACAUACUUCAAGAGCAUCUUCACCCUCAAAGUCUCUGGCAAGCUUCAUCCCCUCAAGAGGCGCUAUCGAAUCGAGCGCUAGCCAGCCUAAGAUUAGGGCGCUACAGAACUGGUUCAACGGCUCCUCUGCGCCCGUGAAGCUGGGUGUCCAGCCACACGACGAUUAUUCGGAUUCCGGCUCCGAGUCUGGAGAGGAAUACGACUCUGAGUCCGACGAGGAGGAAGAAGAGGAGAGGGGCAACAUGAUGACCAACCUCUUCAACCGUGGUUCCUCACUCACGAGGGGCACCUCGCAGAGCCCCAUACGAUCGGAUCAUACUCAAACACCGAGCAAGGCACCGAGCCAGCCUACCACUGGCAGCAAGUUCGCAUGGUUGCUGUCCACACAGAAGAAUGCCGCCGUCCCCCCUCCACAGCAAUCGCCGACAUACCACAACCCCGACGAUGAGCUGCUUAACUUGAACAUCUCUCAGUCGCUCUUCCCACACGGACCCGCCGAUCCACUAGCACCCUCGUCCUUCCACGAUCUCCUCACCAACGCCGAAGCGCUUCUCUCUCGCUACCAGACCGCCUACCGCCAACUCUCCAAUGAUUUAGGAGAUGCACAUGCCGAACAAAGCGCGCAGGAUGACGAGCUUGAUGAGGCGGAGACACGAGCACGGCACCUAAAGAUGCAACUAGAGACGAUGGCAGCACGAGCAGCUGAUCAAGAUGAGCAGAUGCGAACCCUCAUGGAGGACCUUGCAUUUGAGAAGAAGGCUCGUCAAGAAGAAGAGGCAGCUCGUAAGAGGAGUCUGGCCCUCAUCAGAGCAACACCACAGUGUGAGCACACUUCGUGCCAGGAGACCGCCCGUCGGCACAACCGCGUAUCCGGCUCGGAGAUCAGCGUCGAUUCUGGCUUCGAGUCAGAGACCGAGACCGAUGCCGCGAGUGUGUUCUCAAGAAACUGCCUCAGCCCUACCGGUACCGACCGCUCCUUUGUUCUCGACAACGAUAUCCACGACAUCACACCGAAGGGCCGGAAGCUUCAACCACUACAACGAGGAAGCACAUACGACAAGGGUCGGGAAGGCAAAGUCGAUAUCGCAAAAGGUGGAUGGGGAUGCGCCAACUGCCAGGGCGGCGCACAAUCUGCUGUCUGGGGUCGUCUAGCAAAGGAACGAGAGGAGAACCGCACACUCAGACUAAGGGUUGAGACUUUGGAGGAGGCCGUUGAUGGUGCUUUGAAUGCUGUCGCUGGCGCUUGGGGGAUGUAA